AUGGACUACACUUCAUCGGUAUUGUCAGCCACAGGAAGACAGAAUGGGGUCCGAGUCGCCACUUCGAGCCCCGUCGACAACGAUCCCGACAGCCUGUUGGAUCUGAAGCAGGGUUUCCUCAUCACCAUCGUCAGAGGCGAUGUGCAGACCUUCCUGAAUCUCGCUCGGGAGAAGGGGUUCAUCAUAUGCGACAAAAACGACCGGAAAGUCGUUGCAGAACUUGUAGAAAGACCUUCCCCGGUGAGUGCGGAGUCCUUUCCGGAGGCACCGGGACAGAGCACAGCGUCAAGGAGUGAUUUCGACAUCCCUGUUCAUCUUCACGUGGAAAAGACUGCUGCCUCCACAUCAGGUCAAGCUGCUGGUUUUUCGGCUGGGUCACAUUCUGGACAAACUCAGUCUAGACAAGGUGACCCCCAACCAGAGUAUGCUGAUAUUCCUUCAGGAGGAGCUUAUAUCCCUUCAGGAUAUGCUGGUAACCCAUUUAAAGAAGGUGAUGAUAGCUCUCCACAGAGAGAUGCUGGCAUUCGGUCAAAGGAUCCCGAUAUCCCAUUAGAAGAUGCUGACAACACGUCAUCAAGUUCACAUGCUGAUACCACGUCAGAACUUAGUGCUGACACCUCGGGAAAAUUAAGCAUUAAGGAAGCAGUUGAUGACAUCCAAACAAAGGAGCUGCAGGUGUUACUAACGUCCAUGCAAAGUAAUUCUUAGAUUCGACGUUCUCUUUAUUUUCAUGUGAAAAGGAUAAACCUGUUGUGUUCUGAGUAACUGUACACUUAUAUUCAGAAAUCCAUUAGAGGAUUUUUUCAGUUAGAUAAAGAUGAUAAAUCAAAUGGAAUAUUAAAAACAAGGAAGACGAGAAGUCAAAAGAAGCAGAAAAAAGAACAGAAAGAAAAAAAAGGAAGGCAAGAGGCGAAAUUAAGCGGAGAUGGCUUAAAAAAUAGAGAGGAGGAAGAAGAGCAGACGAAGGAAAAGGAAGAGAAGGUGCCAGGUCUUAUAAGCCAAUAAAAGUCUCACGCUGCAUGAUAUACACAAGGGUAAGUAGAGGGCAAACAAAGCUCCUCUUUUGACGUGCACUUCAUGGCUUGGCCUCUGGCUAAUAUCACCAGUCAGACCUUUUCUUAAGACUUUAAGGCUUUUUUUCUCUUUUUUUUUUUUUCUGCUUUGACUUACGCCGGAAAUAGAAUAUGUGACUGUCUAAGAGGAGUUUCUUGGGAGGCAUUUCAUAAUGGUGGUAUUUUUUCUCCUUAUUGUACGAAAUGAUAUACUGAUAUUGCAUUUGCUGUUGGAAAUAUUGUUUAUGAUAUUGCCUUGGUUUUAUUGCAGAAUGAAAUUUGUCUUUCGGUAAUACUUUAUUUGUAAACUAUGGUAUCAAAGGUAUAUUUUUUUCAAAGUGUGUACUUUAACUAUCAAUGAUUUAUCCGUUUAAAGUGCUGUUGCAUCGUAGAUAUUCGACUUAAAAGUAGAACUACCACUGGCUUCAUUAUUGUUUAUACUAAUCACUCUAGACUGUGUGCCUUCAAUAAAAGUUGUAAUUA
Penaeus vannamei (Pacific white shrimp) is the source of this 1535-nucleotide messenger RNA. The record is from RefSeq and is a predicted model, not a curated record. NCBI's taxonomy places the organism in Eukaryota, Metazoa, Arthropoda, Malacostraca, Decapoda, Penaeidae.